Molecule: messenger RNA, 1258 nt
Organism: Polyodon spathula (Mississippi paddlefish)
Lineage: Eukaryota; Metazoa; Chordata; Actinopteri; Acipenseriformes; Polyodontidae
Exons: 5
Coding region: 116-898 (260 amino acids)
Biological process (GO): lipid metabolic process
Cellular component (GO): membrane
Molecular function (GO): oxidoreductase activity, acting on the CH-CH group of donors
Source: RefSeq, a predicted model, not a curated record
CCCUGGCUGGAAUGUUGCGCGCAGAACGUCGUCCUGGGUUCCGGGCUGUAUUGUUACAGUAACCAGUGCUGUCAGUAAACUCUCGCAGGUUGGCCAGGAGUCCCAGGAGGUUGCAAUGCCGGUGUCAGCGAUGGGGAACAUAUUAUUAAAAUGCGCCGUCACCGACCUGGCGAUCCAGUGGGUCGGAUGGGGUGUCGCCUCAGCUUUUAAGACAGAAAAAUUCUAUGAUUUAGCGGGUUCAGGCACCUUUGUGUUGUUGACACUCCUGAGCCGAAGGUGGGGCGGAACCGGCUACCGGCGUCAGAACGUGCAGAGCGGGCUGGUGACAGCGUGGGGUCUACGGCUCGGCUCCUUCCUGUUUUUGAGGAUUAUGAACGAGGGGCUGGAUCGCCGCUUCAAUUAUGUGCGGGACAGUCCCGGGACCUUCUUUAUCUACUGGACCAUGCAAGCUGUGUGGGUGUUUGUCACCCUCCUCCCCACCCUGAUCCUGAAUUCAGAGCAGCGGGACUGGCCCCUGGGGGUCCGGGAUUACCUGGGCUGGGGUCUGUGGGCGCUUGGGUUUGCCACGGAGGCCAUCGCCGACCAGCAGAAAUGGAACUUCAAAAAGGAUCCCGACAACGUGGGCCAGUUUAUCCGGAGUGGGUUGUGGGCGUACAGCCGGCACCCUAACUACCUGGGAGAGAUCCUGCAGUGGACGGGUCUGUACCUCUCUGCCUCCUCCGUGAUGCAGGGAGCCCAGCACCUCAGCGUUGUCUCCCCGCUCUUCCUCUAUUUCCUCCUGAAUUACGUCAGUGGGGUCCCCAUUCUAGAGAAACAGGCCCUCAAGAAGUGGGGCAACGACCCAGGAUAUCAGGAGUACAUGAGGAACACCCCAGUCCUCUGGCCCUUCACCAGAUAGAUCCUAAUUCAGCACUGGCCAAGCUUUUCAUACUGCGUGCUUCAAUGCCUCACUUAAGAACAAGAGAGAGCAGCACAUUAUUUUAAAAGCAACAGUACAUGUUGUUUCUGUAAUACCUUUUAAAUUGUGCAUCUUUACCAAAUCUAACAUGCAUAACCAUCUUCUCCUCACCACUGUAGACUACUGACAUCCAAAUUUGGCUCUGGGAUGGUAUGAAGGACACUGUAUAGAAAUGCAUUUGUACUGUUUGAGUUAUAUGAGCUUGAAGAACUAUAAUCAGACAAACAGCUCCAGAAACCCAACUGUUUAAGGUUAAGCAUCUUUCUUUGAGAGACAAAAUGAUCAUGGCUUUGCAGAAGU